This is a messenger RNA of Gryllus bimaculatus (two-spotted cricket), 1718 nucleotides long. The record is from the annotation of a GenBank genome assembly. Lineage: Eukaryota; Metazoa; Arthropoda; Insecta; Orthoptera; Gryllidae.
UAACUGUAGUGUAUUUGUUUGAAUGUUCCACAGGAGUGUCUGUCGAGAAUUCGGUGUGCAAAUUGGACGCGUGACUUUGGCGUUCAUGGUGUUUGGAGCCGGCAUGUUCAUUUCCAGCACAGCGUUUCUACCUUCAACGUUCUCCAUGUACAUGUGCCUGGUGUCCAUGGGGGCGUGGUUUCACCGCAAGUACGAGCUGGCCGUCUUCACGACGGCGCUCUCCGCCUUCCUCAGCUGGCCCUUCGCCGCGCUCUUGGGGGUGCCUAUCGCCAUCGACAUGGUCUUCUACCGGAAGGAGGUUUUCAAGUUCGUCCAGUGGAGUUGCAUUUCGACCGCCAUCGUCUUAAUUCCGAUGGUCAAAAUGGACUCAUCUUAUUUUGGACGGUUGGUUGUGGCUCCAUACAACAUCAUCCACUAUAAUAUAUUCAGCCAUGGACCUGAUUUGUAUGGGACUGAAUCAUGGACUUUUUAUUUUAUCAAUGGUUUUCUGAAUUUUAAUUUUGCCUUUAUUGGUGCAUUACUAAUGCCCUUUCUUUUGGAGGAGCGGUUCCUGUUCCCCGCGUACCCGCUGGUGUGCCUGUGCGGCGCGGUGGCCGUGGACUGCGUGCAGAAGCUGUGCUACCGCUUCGCGCUGCCCCGCCCGCGCCAGCGCUCGGGCCCCGCGCCGCGCCACUACCUCCACUCCACGGCCCCGCUGCUGGCCGUCGCCGUCGCCGUCUGCGCCGCCCUGGGCGUGGCGCGCGCGCUCGCCCUCUACAACGGCUAUCAUGCGCCUUUGGACGUGUUCAUGGAACUGAACAGCCUGAAUGCUGAGUAUAACAUGGUCUCUAAGAAGACCAUCAACGUCUGCAUGGGCAAGGAAUGGCAUCGAUUUCCUUCCAGUUUCUUUCUUCCGGGGGAUAAUUCGCAGCACAAUGGAACGGCCAUCAUUCCCAGCCAUAUGAACAACUUAAACAAAGAGGAACCUAGCAGAUACUUUGAUGUCAAUCAGUGCCAUUUCUUGGUGGAUCUGGACUUAGGAGUGGAGACAGAACGAGAACCAAACUACUCCCAGCAGAAAAAUCAAUGGACUAUUCACAAAUCUAUACCAUUCUUAAAUGCUGCUAAGUCUCACCAAUUUUUCAGAGCAUUUUAUGUUCCAUAUUUCUCGAAUCUGUACUGUACGUAUGCAUCAUACAAUCUUCUUAUUUCAAGUAAAUUGAAGUUUUUGAAUGGGGAAAAUUCAGGUACCAAGAGAUAAUAAUAAUUUUGAAUCUAUAUUUAUGUCAAUCAUUGAUUUUGUAUGAAGGAAAGGAAUUCAUCUCAUUGCCAUUAUCUAUCCAAUAUUCAGAAUUGAUCUUCAGCAUUUACUAAGUGUUUGCAAAAAUGGUUAGUACUUUUGUUGUUUGAUUUGUUUAGUAAAUCAAUUCAAUGAGAUGCGGUUAUAAAACGUAGGGAACAGCACAAUGAAAUAUAAAUUAUGUCAAAAUGUAAUUUUGAUCCAUAAGUCAAGAAAGCCAAAUAUCAAUAACUUAGUCAUAUUGGUUGUCAUGUAUGUUAGUUUGUGUGUGUAUGUGAAAGAGAGGGAGGAAAAAGAGACAGGAAGACAGGGAAGUACGUGUGAAUGUUUGUUAUUGUUGUGAUUUGUUAAGGUGUACUAAGUAAUUAUUAAUGAGUUGUGUGCCAAUAAAGUGUGUGUUUACUGUCAUGUAAAGUGUUGUGUGUUCUAAACUCUAAUG